Messenger RNA from Benincasa hispida (wax gourd), 2188 nucleotides. RefSeq names its product transcription factor, putative (Protein of unknown function, DUF547). NCBI's taxonomy places the organism in Eukaryota, Viridiplantae, Streptophyta, Magnoliopsida, Cucurbitales, Cucurbitaceae. The record is from RefSeq and is a predicted model, not a curated record.
AAACUCUCUCUCUCUUUCUCUCUCUCUAAGAUAAGCUUUUCAAGCGGUGGAAGAUAUGGUAAAUUACUCCCGAGUCGGUAGAGACCCAGUUGUCUGUGGCUGUCACAAACAGUAUCUUAAAUAGAUUUCCAUGUGUCCGAGACUCCUCAGAAUUUGCUAUUCCAAAAAUAAAGUUUCAAUUCUUGUUUCUUCUCACUGAUCGAGGAAUGUCGAGAUUGGGUGGUAAAACUUUGUAUUAGUCUCUUUCGCCAUGGAAGUUCUUAGGGGGGGUCUAUGAAAAAAAUGAAACGCUUUUCCGCUCAGAAAGUUUUGAAGAGAUGGAUCGCAAAGGAAGGACAAGGCUGCAGUCUAUGAGAGCAUCUGCGAAUCAUGAAAAAGGAAACGUGGAUAUGCUGGAGACGAAUUUACCUGAUGCAGCAAAAGCAUCCACGAGCGGACGGGUUUCAAGCAGACAGAGAAAACUGGCUUUACAACAAGACGUUGACAAGUUGAAGAAGAAGCUCAGACACGAAGAAAAUGUAGGUCGAGCUUUGAAGAGAGCUUUCACCAGACCUCUAGGAGCUUUACCACGCCUCCCCCCUUUUCUUCCUCCCAAUAUGCUAGAACUUCUUGCUGAAGUUGCUGUUCUUGAAGAGGAGGUAGUGCGGCUUGAAGAGCAAGUUGUGCAUUUCAGGCAGGAUCUAUAUCAGGAAGCUGUCAACAUUUCCUCCUCCAAGAAGACCAUGGAGCUUUCCCCAAAAAACAAUUCUAAGCAAGUUCAAUCCAGACUUUCAGUUCAGAAAACUGAUAAUGUUCUGGGAAAGGAAAACGAAUCCCGUAUGAAUUUGACAAGUAACAACAAGGGGUCCUCUCUCCAGAAAACCCACACGAUAAAGACUCCAGUCAAGAAACCUCCAGUUCGUCACAAAUCAUCAGAGAAGCCAAAUUCUCCAAAAUUGAAUUUAGAAAACAGAGUGGCAAAUCUAGAAAAUGCUGAAGCAAGACAAUUACGUGCUCCAGAUGACAAGGCAUCCGGUGAUGAUAGUCCAAACAAUAUUUCUGAAAAUAUUUUGAAAUGCUUAUCAAGCAUUCUAUUGAGAAUGAGUUCAAUCAAGAAUAGAGUUGCUACUGAAAGUUUGCAUCUAUUCUCAAUGGUAACUACAAUACAAACUGAAGAAACGGAUCUUCAGGACCCAUAUGAUAUAAGUUCAGAAUUUGGAAUGCGAGAUAUUGGUCCAUACAAGAAUGUGCGUACAGUCGAAGCUUGUUCAAUUAAUACAAAGCGGACAACAAACUCAUUGUUUCUAUUUCAAAGAUUGAAACUCCUCCUGGGAAAACUUGCUUCUGUCAACUUGCAACGUCUUACACAUCAGGAGAAACUUGCCUUUUGGAUCAACAUCUAUAACUCUUGCAUGAUAAAUGCAUUCCUAGAACAUGGAAUACCAGAAAGUCCCGAGAUGGUUGUUGCCUUGAUGCAGAAGGCAACAAUUAAUGUGAGCGGGCACUUGCUAAAUGCUAUAACUAUUGAGCAUUUCAUCUUGAGACUGCCUUACCAUUCACAAUAUGCUUUUUCAAAGAGCGCAAAAUAUGAUGAGAAGACAUUUAGAAGUAUUUUUGGCUUAGAGUUAUCAGAACCAUUGGUUACGUUCGCACUAUCAUGUGGAAGCUGGUCUUCCCCUGCUGUGAGAGUAUACACAGCAUCCCAAGUAGAGAACGAGCUAGAAUUAGCAAAAAGAGAGUAUUUACAAGCCGCAGUUGGAAUUUCAUCAGAGAAAUUUGGAAUCCCAAAGCUUUUGGAUUGGUAUUUGCUAGACUUUGCUAAAGACUUGGACUCCUUGGUUGACUGGGUCUGCCUUCAACUACCAAGUCAAUUAGGAAAAGAAGCAAUUAAGUUGAUGGAGGGGAGAAGAAACCAGCCUCUUUCUCAGUUUGUUAAAGUAAUACCUUAUGAAUUUAGUUUUAGAUACCUUCUCUGCACAUAACGGUCCAUAAUCCAGUUGAUUUUUCCUUGUGAAUGUUUUUUUUGGCAGUAAUGGUUUAAGAUUUAGUAGUAGUACACUGUAUGAUAGCUUUAAAGAAUAUAGAUUCGAUGUACAAUAAUAUGUACAUUGUUUGUAAUAGUGCCUGAUGGUGGCAGCAUUCCUGCAGCGCUGGGUGAGAAAUUAAACACCAUAUUUUAACAACUGUUUGCGAUUUAUUGGAAGACUCA